This is a messenger RNA of Lachancea nothofagi CBS 11611, 1683 nucleotides long. The record is from the annotation of a GenBank genome assembly. Lineage: Eukaryota; Fungi; Ascomycota; Saccharomycetes; Saccharomycetales; Saccharomycetaceae.
AUGUCUUUUACCCUAAAAAAGGCUCUCGUUGAAGAAAAGAGAAGAUCCGUGUCAUCGAGCGUUGAACUCCCAGAGAGAGGAUCGCUACAGGAAGUUGCACACGAAAUAAAUGAUGGAAAGGUUCCUCUGGAGGAGAGAAUUGCGCGCAGAAAGUUGCUGCCCCGUCAGGUUUCUAUGAUUGGUAUUGGGGGGGCAAUCGGAACUGCGCUUUUUGUUUCAAUUGGAUCCAAGGUUAUUGAGGGCGGUCCUGGUUCGCUUUUGAUUGCUUUUUGCCUAUGGUCAGUUGUCUUCAUUGGCCUCUCACAAUCUAUGUGCGUAAUGGUAUCUUACCUACCUGUGACAGGUUCAUUUGUUCAUUUCGCUGAUAGAUUUGUUGAUAGAUCAUGUGGGUUUGCUGUUGGCUGGACCUAUUUUGUUUGCCAGUCCUCCAAUGUUUGUUUUGAGAUUACCGCAGUCUGCUUGGUAGUUGAGUACUGGACAGACAAGAUCCCCAAGGCUGCUUUGAUAUCUAUCUUGAUUGUUCUCUUUGGCUUUUUGAAUCUCUAUUCUGUAUUCUUUUUUGGGGAGGGCGAGUUUUACCUUUCGAUUGGCAAAGUCGUUUUAGCCAUUGGUUUAAUUAUAUUCACAAUAGUGACAAUGUCAGGCGGAAACCCUCAGCAUAAGGUUCUUGGCUUCAAAAACUGGGACAAUCCGGGUGCCUUCGCUGAAUAUCUUACGACGGGUUCGUCUGGCAGAUUUAAUGGGUUCAUGGCAUGCAUGAUAUUUGCUUUAUACGUAUUCUGGGGUGUCGAUUACUUGGGCAAUGCUGCAAGUGAAGCUAUGAACCCAAGAAAAGUGAUUCCGUCUGCCUUCAAGAAGGUUUUUAGCAGGCUUAUCAUCUUUUACAUCGGUGGUGCGAUAUGUGUGGGCAUUCUUAUUCCAUUUAAUGAUCCGGAAAUGAUCAAGGCCAUCAGCGAGGGUGCAGUGGGUGCUGGAGCUUCGCCCUACGUUUCUGCAAUGAAUACAAUGGGUAUCAAAGUACUACCCCACAUUGUAAACGUACUGAUUUUGUCGUCCAUCAUAUCAGCUGGAAACUCCUCUUUGUACUCAUCAUCGAGAGUGUUGCACCGCUUGGCACUAGAGAAUCAAGCACCUGCCUUUUUGAAGAAGGUAACGAAGAGGGGGGUGCCGCUUUAUUGCUGUAUAACUGUUCUUGUUAUCAGCGGGUUGUCUUAUCUUUCUGUCUCCAACAGCACUAACAAGGUUCUAACUUGGUUUCUGAAUAUCCAAACUUCUGCCAUGGCAAUUGUUUACAUCUUCAUUUGCAUCUCCUACUUACAGUUCUGUCGGGGAUGUAAAGUACAAGGUGUGGAUAUGAACACCUUGCCUUAUUACAGCAGAUUUCUACCAUAUUUAACGUGGCAUUCACUAUUUUGGCUGACAGUCAUGCUCUUCGUCAGCGGAUACUCAGUAUUUUUGAAAGACAAUUGGGAUGUUCAAAGCUUCGUGUUUUGCUACUUUAUGAUUCCCUUUUUCAUUGUUUUAUUUGUGGGGCAUAAGCUCUAUUUGAGAGGCACUUUCGUUAAACCAAAAGAUAUGGACUUGUUCAGUGGCUUAGAGGAUCUUGCCGAAGAAGAUGAAUAUUGGAAAGAAAAUCCUCCUAAAUUGAACUGGCUGGAUAAAUCAUUCGGGCUUUUGCUUUGA